Molecule: messenger RNA, 1740 nt
Organism: Aspergillus niger
Lineage: Eukaryota; Fungi; Ascomycota; Eurotiomycetes; Eurotiales; Aspergillaceae
Exons: 3
Coding region: 1-1740 (579 amino acids)
Biological process (GO): CTP biosynthetic process; pyrimidine nucleobase biosynthetic process
Cellular component (GO): cytoophidium; cytoplasm
Molecular function (GO): CTP synthase activity; identical protein binding
Source: RefSeq, a predicted model, not a curated record
AUGAAAUACGUUCUGGUUUCCGGAGGUGUCAUCUCCGGCGUGGGCAAGGGCAUCAUUGCCUCCAGCACCGGUCUCCUGCUCAAGACCACCGGUCUGGCCGUCACCAGUAUCAAGAUCGACCCUUACAUCAACAUCGAUGCGGGCACAAUGGCACCUACUGAGCACGGUGAGGUCUAUGUCACAGACGACGGCGGUGAAAUGGACCUCGACCUUGGCAACUACGAGCGCUACCUCCUCUCCUCUCUCUCCCGCGAUCACAACAUCACCACCGGAAAGGUCUACCAGCACGUCAUCAACCGCGAGCGCAUUGGCCAUUAUCUCGGUAAGACCGUGCAGGUCGUGCCCCACGUCACCGAUGCCAUUCAGGAGUGGAUUCAGCGGGUAGCCAAGAUCCCCGUCGACGAGUCCAAGGCCGAGCCGGAUGUCUGCAUCAUCGAGCUGGGUGGUACCGUCGGUGACAUUGAGAGUGCCCCGUUCAUCCACGCUCUGAGCCAGCUCCAGAGAAAGGCGGGCAAGGGCAACUUUGUCCAGAUCCACGUCUCCUACGUGCCGGUCAUCCCGCCGGGACCUGGUGGUGAGCAGAAGACGAAACCCACGCAGAGGGCAAUCAGCGAUGUGCGGAGUGCUGGUCUCAACCCCGACCUGAUUGCUUGUCGCUGCGAGCAACCUCUGGAAGAUAGCACCAUCCAGAAGAUCGCCAAUAUGUGCUCCGUCGAGCAGCACCAGGUCAUUGCCGUUCACAACGUCACGACGACAUACCACGUGCCUAUGCUCCUCGAGAAGCAGAAGCUUAUCAGCACCAUCACCGAUAUGCUCGACUUGAAGUCGAUCCCGCAGACCCCUGAGCGCAAGGAGCAGGGCAGCCGCAUGUGGAACGACUGGUGCGAUCUUGCUCGUGGCCAGGACUUCCUCCACGAUUCCGUCUCCAUUGCCCUGGUUGGCAAAUACACUUCCCUUCACGAUGCCUACAUCAGUGUCUCCAAGGCUCUGGAGCACGCGGCCAUGUACUGCCACAAGAAGGUUCAGAUCAUCUGGGUCGACUCGUCGCAUCUGGAAGAUGACACCGCCUCCCCGGCCGAUUACCACAAGGCCUGGCACGCGGUCUGCACGGCCGACGGUGUCCUGGUGCCCGGUGGUUUCGGUAACAGAGGUACUGAGGGUAUGAUGAAGGUCAUCACAUGGGCGCGUACCAACAACAAGCCGUUCCUGGGUGUCUGCCUGGGUAUGCAGCUGGCCGUGCUGGAGUUCUGCCGCAACGUCGCCAACGUUAAGGAUGUCGGCAGUGAGGAGCUGCACCCGAAGGCCGAGAACCACGCCAUUGUCUACAUGCCCGAGGUCGACAAGGGCAAGCUCGGUGGAACCAUGCGUCUUGGCAGACACCCCUGCGUCUUCCAGGAGAACACCGAGUGGUCUCGUCUGCGGAGUCUGUACGGACCCUCCGUCUCGCAGAUUGAGGAGCGCCACCGCCAUCGCUACGAGGUCAACCCUGAGAUGAUCGAGCAGAUCGAGAAGGCCGGUCUCUCCUUCAUUGGAAAGGACAUCAAGGGUGAGCGUAUGGAGAUUGUCGAGAUCAAGGACCACCCCUGGUUCGUGGGUGUGCAGUUCCACCCCGAGUACCUCAGUCGGGUCUUGAGCCCCAGCCGGGCUUUCCUCGGUUUCUUUGCCGCCGCUGCGGGAUGCCUCGAUGAGGUCUCCAAGGCAGUUGUGCAGGGUCAGCGGAGCAUUGGCCGCAAGCAAUAG